UAAAAGGUUGGACUUGAGAAAGUAUUCGCGACAUUAGAUCAAGGGGCCGUUAGUUCUAAACAUAGUUAGCCUAGCUCUCUAGUAAACCCCUCGUGACGUUUCGCCCAAUUUACAAGAUGAAGCUGAACACUGGUGUAGUCUUGCUGGUUGCUUACACCUGCGUUGUUCUUGGAACCACACAAGUGAAAUCAGAAGAUCAAUGCGACUUUUCUGGAGUCAACGCCGAACGGAUGAUAACAAAUAUCCUUCGGAAGCUGCCAUCCUCGUAUACAGACCCGGACAUGCGACCAGGUGAAAUAUUUCUCGGAAUUACUCUUGGUGCUCCUGUGCUGAAGGGUGCCAACAUUUUCAAACUCUACGGUCCCGUCUCCACCUACUGCCGCGACGAUGACAGACUCGUCAAAGUAGAUAUCGUCGCUGACUAUCCCAUGGAGUUCUCCGCACCGUGGAAAAUUUGUAGCGGAAAAGAGGGAGUCGUCGGCAUCCACGGAACGGCCAGAGUCACGGUGACGUUCGAGGUGGCCAACGCGACUGCUCAAGAUGAAGCGAAUACAGAAAGAAAGCUGGUUCUUGACGGCGAAUUGAUGCCAGUCAACGCCCGUGUCAAUGCCGUAUACCUGCGAGGUGCCGGGGAAAUAUUACAGAACGUCGUAGGAGCUUCAAGAAUAUUCUUGCCAGGUAUAUCCGCUGAGGUAUGGGAGAGUACGAUGAAGUUUGUACUCCGCAAAAUGCUUAAGGAGGCGACCGAACACUCAUGACGGGGUUUAAAGGGAGACUGAAUUCCGCCCCAACUCUGGCUUGCCAGUAUCUCAUGUAUGUAUCUAAUGUGGAAACACGGAAAUGCGCAAAUUUUUUAUACACCCGAUCGUCAAUAAAAGAUGUGAUAUUGUCGCA
Rhipicephalus sanguineus (brown dog tick) is the source of this 894-nucleotide messenger RNA. RefSeq lists its product as uncharacterized. NCBI's taxonomy places the organism in Eukaryota, Metazoa, Arthropoda, Arachnida, Ixodida, Ixodidae. The transcript is spliced from 4 exons. The coding region runs from base 117 to 758 and encodes 213 amino acids. The record is from RefSeq and is a predicted model, not a curated record.